AUGGAUAGUGAGUUGAGAUUUCAGAGGCUGGUAUUUACAAAAAGGAAGCCGACAAGAUUAACAUCUAAAGAGCUUCUUACCGCCAAGAAUGAAUCAAAGAAAACCGGGAUAACAACUACAGUAGGCAGCAGGACCAGAUCCAAGGCUGGACAUAAUCUAUUCAAAAAGCACAAGCAUGAGCAUGUGGCGAAUACUGCAAGCAAAGUUGGGAAUAAUUCCACUUUUGAGGAAAGAUUGGAAAAACAGAAUGUCUACGAUGCGGAAGAAUCUCGGGCCAAGCCCUUCACUCAUACGCCUGCCAACAAUACUGUAAAUCUCGGUGAAAAGUAUAAGGAAUGGGGUCCCUCCAUCAAUGGAUACAGAUUUUUAGACAAAGAGGAAAAGGUCAAUGAUUACAAUGUUCCAAAUGUUGAAGGCCAAGAUUCAUACGGUUUAUCAUAUCCAGAGGAUGCAGAACCAUUGACAAAACAUUUGCAAACCUACGACGAAUAUAUCCAAAAUUGGAGGGAGAACACAAGAUUAUAUUGGCCCAACGAAGAAAACUUGUGGACUUGUGUCAGUUACGACAGUAUAAAGCAAUUUUUGCGUGGCAGUCAAAAUCUAGCCGCUUUCAAGAAAAGACUGAAAGUCGAAAGAAUACGAUGGCAUCCUGACAAGAUGAAGCAGAAUAUUGACUGUAAUGAGAAAGAUUUAAUACUGGUUACUGAAACUUUCCAGCUGAUCAACAAGUUAUGGGAGGAUUUUUUCAAAGUAAAACAUAGUUAG
This is a messenger RNA of Komagataella phaffii GS115, 765 nucleotides long. RefSeq lists its product as hypothetical. Gene Ontology annotation, biological process: canonical NF-kappaB signal transduction. NCBI's taxonomy places the organism in Eukaryota, Fungi, Ascomycota, Pichiomycetes, Pichiales, Pichiaceae. Bases 1 to 765 code for a protein of 254 amino acids. The record is from RefSeq and is a predicted model, not a curated record. The transcript has a single exon.